AUGCGUUGCAACGCGUUAAUAAUUGUCGCACUGUUCGCGACGCUGGCGUACUCCGUGUUCUACGUCGAGGCGUAUCCGCAAGGCGAGGCGGGUCCGUCGCGUCGCGCGACGGAAGUGGAAGCGAACGCAGCAACCGCGAAGCCGCCAGCCGACUCUUCCAGCCAGGAAUCCAACAGCAGCGAGGAGAGAACUGGUGCCGCGAGAGGAAGGGCUAAGAGAGGAACGCGAGACGGCGGGACGACGCGAAACGAGUUGCUGGCCGGAAGACAGGAAGAAGAAAAGCUCGCUCCGUGCGAGCUAGAAACGAGGAAGAGAUGCAACGGCGAUAACGGUAACGACAACGACGACGACGACGACAACGGUAACGGUAAGGGCGAUGAUAACGAUAGUAACGACAAUGACAAGAGCAGCAGUAGUAGCAGCAGUAGCAGCAGUAGCAGCAGCAGCAGCAGCAGCAGUGACAGUGACGAGAUGGACAAUAAACACAGAAGAAGAAGAAAGAAUAACUGCAACGAUAACAACGUCCAGAAAAGAAGGUGCCAAAGGAGGCUGUACAAGAGGCAGAUUGAUGGACUGACCUACCAUGAUUCGAAUAGCAAAUCUUCCUCCGAGGAGAAGAAUAAACAGCAGCUCUCCAAGGGACCAGCCGUAGCCGGUCUCCUUAACGUAGACGUCGAUUUUUAUAUUCGACAUCUGGGACACGAGGAAGCUGAGGAAGAUUCAGAAUUGGAGAAGAGAAUACCCAAAUGGGGGAAGAAACGUCGCGAUGUUCUGUUCACUGCGCAUCAUCCACCAGAUAAUGGAGAUUCUUCGAAAAUGAUCAGCCAUUUAACGAUCAUUUUAUGUAUAGAGAUAAAAAUGUGCCGCGUUAGCGUUCUUUAA
Heterotrigona itama is the source of this 882-nucleotide messenger RNA. The record is from the annotation of a GenBank genome assembly. Lineage: Eukaryota; Metazoa; Arthropoda; Insecta; Hymenoptera; Apidae.